Saccostrea echinata is the source of this 824-nucleotide messenger RNA. RefSeq names its product acyl-coenzyme A thioesterase 13-like. The record is from RefSeq and is a predicted model, not a curated record. The transcript has 4 exons. NCBI's taxonomy places the organism in Eukaryota, Metazoa, Mollusca, Bivalvia, Ostreida, Ostreidae. Bases 226 to 672 code for a protein of 148 amino acids. Gene Ontology annotation, molecular function: fatty acyl-CoA hydrolase activity.
AAAUACUUUUGAUGCAUUAAGUUAUUCUAUUGCGGAGACAUUAUUAUAUAAAGUGAUAACUUAAUAUUAAGAUUUUCUCUUAAAUUUUCUUACCUAAUUAGUCUAUGGUCCGGUGUACGUUGUGCACGACCUACUCAAGCCUUAAACUUGGAUAGUCUAACAAGAAAGACAACUCUGUAAAUUGAGUUGUAAAGUAGAAUUAAUACCAAUAGCAGAAGAAAUGAAAUGAAUGUUGAAGAGGAGGGAUUAACAAUCGCUAAAGAAGUCGUUCAAGGAAGAGUAUUUGGACAUAAGAGAUUUGAAAAUAUAAUACAAACGAUCUCUGUUGUGGCAGGAGGCGGGGGAAAUAUAACAUGUGAGUUUGAGGUAACAGAAGAACACAGGAAUAGUCACGGGACUUUACACGGGGGUAUGAUGUCACUGUUAGUAGAUGCCGUCACUUCCUGGGCUCUCCACACCAAAGUCAGGGACAGAAAUAGUGCUAGUAUUGACCUAUCACUACGAUUCAUAAAGCCUGCUAGAGUCGGAGAAACAAUUGUGAUUGAUGCAAAGACAGUGAAAUGUGGUCGGCGUGUGGCCUUCUUAUCCGCAGAAAUCCGCUCUGAAAAUGGCGACUUGUUGGCACAGGGAAAUCACACCAAACUCAUUAUGGAGCCAGGAUCCAAGCUAUGAGUACAAAAGCAAGCAUACUUGUAGCAGUCAAAUUGAAUUCAAUCAGAUUGUGGAAUAAUUCUGAUGUGAUAAUACGGUGUAUUUAGAAGAUAAUAUACUCAUUUUGUAUGUACUAAUUACACAAAAUUGAAUAAAUAAAAAUAUGCCUGAAA